CCUCACUUUCUUUUCCCUCACUUUCCAUCCCUUUCCCAGUUCCAAAGAAAGAGGAAAUCCCAGGCUUUCCCGCCCAGAUGAACAGAGGAGAGGCAAAAGGUAGUAAGGUUCUCUCUCUCUCUCUCUCUCUCUCUCUCUCUCUCUCUCAUGGCCUCGGACGCCCUCUACAACACCCACGUAAAACUCCUAGCCAUCGACUUUCUCUCUCUCACCCCAACCCCCUCAAACCCCCUCACCUUCACCCUCUCCUCCACCCUCCUCCUCCUCACCCGCGCUGAAACUCUCGGCGUCGUCACCACCCGAGAGCUCAAACCCGACAGGUUCCUCAAAUUCAGCGUCGACGACGGCACCGGAAUCAUCCCUUGCAUACUCUGGCUCAACCACCUCACCUCCCCUUACUUCUCCCGCCGCAGCCCCUCGGAUGUUCGCUUAAUUGCCGAUGCCGCCGCCCAAUUCGCGUCCCGAGUCCAACUCGGCGCCGUUUUGAGAGUGCGCGGACGGAUCACGGGGUACAGGGGUUCGGUUCAGAUCACGGUUUCGGAUGUGGUUGCGGAGAGGGAUCCCAAUGCGGAGGUGUUGCACUGGCUGCAGUGCAUCAAGUUGGCCCGUAAGUGUUACCACUUGCCCCAAUAAACAUAAAUUUACUUAAAUGAAGCAAUGUCCCAUUGACAUAUUAUGCAUAGUGUUGUGCAAAUUGUUAUGUUUGUAGCAUGGCUCGUAUCUCAUAAGCAGAAUUGGUUUUCUUGAUUUCCUAUAGUUUCUUGUUACGUUUUCGUGAUCUCUGUUGUGUAUACUAUAAGAUGGUUUGGAUAAUAUUAGCUGUUAUUUGUAAUUUGAUUGUUCUAAUUAAUUAGGGGAAGUGUAGAGUGGCAGGAAAUUAUUUAUUUAGUCUUUUCACUUUAAAAGAGGGACAAAAUUGUUCUUGAAUUCAAUACAUCUCAAGGGUAAUUAAUUAUUAGCAAUACCUUGAUCCCUUUGCUCUAAUUUCCUAUAACAACCAGCAUUCCCUUAGUGACGGAGAAAAAAUGUCACUAGGGGGAGUAGCAUCAGCUUUGUUCUUGAAUCUCAAUCAAUGGAUCUCCAACAAAAGAGUUGGAGAGGCUUAACUCUCAGAACAAGCGAAUUCCCUAUUGCCGUUUUCAUUUAAUGUGGUGGCGCUUUUUCACAUAGCUUUGGAGGUUGGAUUCAAUAGAGGGUUUGUAUUAGGGAACGUAACGGUCUGAUCCAUCGCUUAAAGUGCGCACACGCCAUGAUAAUAAUCUGCAAGGAGGAUAUGGGGAGUAAGUGAAGUAUUAAAAUUAUUCUUAGGUGUUUUGAGUUUUGUCAGGCCUUAAGGGCAACUUUUUGAGUUGUGUGGUGGAAGUCUUUGAAGAAUUCAGAAGACAUUCAGAUGUAAUCCAGGAGUGUUGCCUUCCAAUUAUCUUGGGCUACCAUUAGGUGCAAAUCACGGAUGGGUGAAGAUAUAGCAACCAGCUCGUGAUGAAUUAAAUAGAAAAGUGGCUUUGUGGAAGAAGAAAUACCUCUUAUAGGGAGGACAGUAUUGAGAAACCUACCUGUGUAUUUCAAGUCCCUAUACAAACUGCCUGUAAAAAGAUGUAAAAGUACCGGGAAAUUAUGCGGGCUUGAGGAAAAAAUGAAGAGAAAAGACGAUAAUGUUCUAUCACUCAGAAUUGGCCAGUCGCUUAGAGCAAAAAAGAGGGACAUUGAAGCGUUGGUAGGUUGUUUUCAAGAAGCUGCUCCAUUGGGGCGAACUGGUGGUGGAGGUUUGGGCAAGGAGAGGGAGGUUCUGGUUUGAGGAGCAAACUCACAGUUUCAAAUACAAAAGCAGAUUGUUACCAUGUGGAGUCCAGGAAAGGGCAGGGUGUUGCAGGGUCGGGAUGACAGCUUAUAUUAUUUUCUCUUUAAUCGAGAGUUUUGUUGGGACAUAAGAGUAGCUAGGAACAUGCAGAAGAAGCUUCUGGAAUGAUGUCUGGUGGUGUGGAAGAACACUGAAAGAGGUUCUUCAAAGGUUAUUGCUGUCACAUAGGCAGGAAAGUUUUAACGAUUGAAACUUCGUGUAACCUGUCUAUUAGGGGGAGCGUAUAGGAGGAAAAUUGUUGUCAGAUUAGAAAAUCAUUUGAGGACAUAAAGAAGAGAACUUUCAUCUUGCCAUAUGGCCCAUACCUUGUUAUCAUCUAGAUGGGUUUUUGAUGCUUAUUCUUUUGGGUGAUUUGGGUACAAUUCUUUGUUUAGUGCCUCUUCCUUGUGCUAAGAUAACAAAGAGAAAACCUAACUAACAAUGUCUAGAAAUUAUGCCUUGAGAAGCCCAAAAACUAGCCUCAAAGAAGAAUUGUCAAUAUAAAUUAAAUAACUAGGCAAAUUUGGAAAAUACCAAUCGUUUAAUUUAUAUUUAAAUUUGUGGCUGCAGACUGCAGUAGGCAAGCAAAGGAUCUGCAUUCUUGUAAUUUGCUUACACAAACAAUUA
Molecule: messenger RNA, 2464 nt
Organism: Rhododendron vialii
Lineage: Eukaryota; Viridiplantae; Streptophyta; Magnoliopsida; Ericales; Ericaceae
Product: CST complex subunit STN1
Exons: 2
Coding region: 148-633 (161 amino acids)
Biological process (GO): nucleotide-excision repair; double-strand break repair via homologous recombination; DNA replication
Cellular component (GO): DNA replication factor A complex; site of double-strand break; chromosome, telomeric region
Molecular function (GO): nucleic acid binding
Source: RefSeq, a predicted model, not a curated record